Girardinichthys multiradiatus is the source of this 519-nucleotide messenger RNA. RefSeq names its product cyclin-dependent kinase inhibitor 1Ca (gene cdkn1ca). Gene Ontology annotation, cellular component: nucleus. Gene Ontology annotation, biological process: regulation of cell cycle. Gene Ontology annotation, molecular function: cyclin-dependent protein serine/threonine kinase inhibitor activity. The record is from RefSeq and is a predicted model, not a curated record. The transcript has 2 exons. NCBI's taxonomy places the organism in Eukaryota, Metazoa, Chordata, Actinopteri, Cyprinodontiformes, Goodeidae. Bases 1 to 519 code for a protein of 172 amino acids.
AUGAAUAUUAGAUCCAGAGAGUCUGUUUGUCGGAAUCUCUUCGGUCCAGUGGACCAUGACCAGGUGCGUCAGGAAGUACAGCUGAAACUGAAGGAGAUUAUGGAGCAGGACAGCCAGCGCUGGAACUUCAACUUCCAGUCUGGGAUACCGCAGCUUGGCAGAUUUCAGUGGGAGGAAAUACCUACAGAUUGUGCAACUUCUUACUACCAGGAGUCCCCAAAGCCAAUGGCUGAUGUUAAUUCUCUAAAAACUGAGGACAGUGGCAGGGUAAGCAAUAAUGAUGAAGACCUUGGCACCAACCAAGAGAACUGUUUAAGUGUGUCCAACAAACUUAAGCGUGCUACUGAAAUGACGCCUGUCUGGAGGAAGAGGUCGGUCUCCAAAGCUGCAGUCAAGUCAAAUAAUGCAAGAAUUACAGAUUACUUUACAAAGAGAAGACGGUCAUUAGAAGAUAAGAGCAUCAUCAGUCCUUUUCAGACCCAUUUCAACAAGGAUACUCAAUACCAGACAAUAAGAUGA